Molecule: messenger RNA, 1482 nt
Organism: Penaeus indicus
Lineage: Eukaryota; Metazoa; Arthropoda; Malacostraca; Decapoda; Penaeidae
Product: basic proline-rich protein-like
Exons: 2
Coding region: 1-1482 (493 amino acids)
Source: RefSeq, a predicted model, not a curated record
AUGGCCCAGCCGCAGCGCACAGCAAAGGCUACCGCUGCAUUCAAGACGUGGUUUCGGAAAGGUUUCUCCCGAGGGUGCCCGGGCCCCGGGGCCCCCGCCGGCGGACGGCCGCGCGUGGCCGCCCCCGCGGCCCAGUGCCCCGGCCGCGGGCCCGCCCCCCGCCGUGCCCCGGGCGGUGCCCGCAGUGCCGGCCCGCCCCGGCCCAGGCCGCGGCGCCCCGCCCCGCGCCGGGCCCCGGCCCCCGCGGCCGCCCCGCCCGCCGCCCGCCGAGCCGUGCCGCCGCGGGCCGUGCCGCCCCGCCCGGGCCCGUGCCCCCCGGGCCGCCUGCCGCGCCGCCCCCGCCCGCCGCCGCCGGGUGCCCCCGCGCGCCCCGCCGGGGGGCCCCGCUGGCCCCGCCCCCCCCUGCCCCGCGGCCCGGCCCGUGCCCCGGCCCCCCGGGGCGAGUGGCCACCGCCCCCCCGCCGGGGCCCCCCGCCCCGCCCGCGGCGCCACGGGCCCGGCGGCCCCGGCCCCGCGCGGCCGGCCACCCCCCCGGCGGCCGGCCGCCGCCCAGCCCCCCCUGCCCCCCGCCGGCCGGCCCCCCCGCUCCCGCCCCGGCCCGAGUGCCCGGCGCGCCCCGCCCGGCCCGCGGUGGCCCGCGCCCGCCGGCCCCCCGCCGGGCCCGCCGCAGGCUGCCGGGAGUUUGCCCCCCCCGGUGCCCUCCGCCGCCGCGGGCGGCCGCCCCGCGCCGCCCCGCGGCCGUGCCGCCCCUGCCCGCGCCCGGCCCCGGCGGCGGCCCGUGCCCCCCGCCCCCGCGCCGUGCCGCCCCCCCGCCCCGCCCCGCCGGCCGCCCGCCCCGGCCGGCCGCCGCCUGCCCCCGGGAGUGCCGCCGGCCCCCGGCCGUGCCGGCCGCCCCUCGCCCCGCCCCCCGCCGCCGAGUGCCGCGGCGCCGCGCGGCCCCGCCCCGCGGCCGCCCCCCUGCCGCCCUGCCGUGGUGCCGCCCCGCCCCCCCUGCCGUGCCCCGUGCCCGCGUGGGUGCCCCCGCCCGAGCCCCCGUGCCGCCCCCCCGCCCGUGCCCCCGAGUGGCCCGCGCCGGCCCCCCCGUGCCCGGGGCCCCCCCCCCUGCCCCCGCCCCCCGGCCGCUGCCCAGCCCUGCCGAAGUUGCCCGCCCCGCGCCCCACGCCCGGGCCCCCGCCCCGCGGUGCCCGCCCCGCCGCGCCGAUGAGCGAUCUCUGCGGGGCGGAGGACUACCGCAGCGUACUGCCAACAAGUGCCGAAAAGAAGAGAAAAGAAAAGAGAGAGAAAAAAAAAAUGGGGCUUUUUAUUCAGAGGCGGCCCGGUCGAGGAGAGAUCUUCGAGAGAGAGAUCUUCGAGAUCGAGAGAAGCCCUCGGGAGUCGAGAUGCCUACCCAGCGCGCCCGCGUUGCGGGGGGGCAGUCCGUACCUUACUCCGCAGCAGGUCUCCAAGGUGUUCAGCCUCUGGUCGAUAGAUCAAUGUAGGUAA